Messenger RNA from Cylindrotheca closterium, 606 nucleotides. NCBI's taxonomy places the organism in Eukaryota, Bacillariophyta, Bacillariophyceae, Bacillariales, Bacillariaceae. The record is from the annotation of a GenBank genome assembly.
AUGCUCCAUAAACAAGUCUACCCACUUCCAAAAAUUUCCGAUUUUCUUACGGAUAUCAGCGGAUUUUCUUAUGCCUCCGCCAUUGACUUUAAGAUGGGAUAUUGGAACGUCCGUAUUACCCCAAAGUCAUCUAAGCUCUGUACUAUCACCUUACCUUGGGGCAAAUGUAGUUACCAAAAACUGCCCAUGGGCGCAAUGCCCUCAGCUUACAUUUUUCAAGAAGCUAUGAACCACCUCAUGGAAGGCCUUGGCGACGUCUUAACAUACUUAGACGGCGUCCUCUGUGUCACCAAAGGUGACUUUGAAGACCACCUUCAAAGGCUAGAACUAUGUCUCCAACGGCUCCACAAAGCCGGCCUUAAAGCUAAUUACCCAAAUCUGAGUUUGCAACUAUCCAAGCAAGACGCAACGACCUCAUACAUGAGUUCAAAGCCCUUGAUGAAAUUCACCAACAGAUAUUUUGGUUUUACUACCUACACAUCUUCACCAGCGGAGGUAUUGGUGGAGAUAUUGAGCUCUGUGGGUCCGUCUUUCACUACAAAAUUACGGCAGCUUGGACAGAGAAAAUCUCCAAGCAAAAAUUCACCUACAGAGCAAAGAAGCUGA